Molecule: messenger RNA, 1221 nt
Organism: Leptidea sinapis
Lineage: Eukaryota; Metazoa; Arthropoda; Insecta; Lepidoptera; Pieridae
Exons: 8
Coding region: 117-1157 (346 amino acids)
Source: RefSeq, a predicted model, not a curated record
GUAAAUUCUCUUUAAUUUUCUUAAUACCUCGUCAAUUUUGACAUCCGAUUACUAAAAUCAUGUAACAGUGAAAAUUAUUUCCAAAUUGUCCAAUAUUUUUAUACAACACAUAAGUAAUGUCGUUUAGCUGUUCCCAGUGUAGCUUCAUAGCUCAGUUCGAGAGUGCUUUGACGAUGCACCACCAGCUGUACCACGAGCCACACAUAGACAGAUCCUUCAAGACUCGGUCUAACAUACUUCCAAACACGCUACCUCGCAUAUCUAGGAGACCUGCCGAUAGCUCCAAGGAAAAGGAUUUGAGAUUACCGGCAAGAACAUCAUCAGCGACACUACUGUUUGAGAAACUUCGCGCCCGAAUACGUAGAAGUAAAGCUUUGUUCGCACAUCAUGAAGAGUCCGGCGACGAAUGUAAUGAUAUAAUGGGUCAUAGUGUGGUUACAUCGAAUUCUACGAGGGAGCUUACACCCACCUUUAGUUCUGUGAACGGAAUCAAGGAGUCCCUCAAGGAGGUGUUUUCAUGCCAUUUGUGUUCCUUUGAUGCAGAUAGAAUAACAGCUCUCGACCGACAUCUCCUUAACGACCACAAAAUCUCCCUGGAUAAACUUCUCAAGCUAGUCAUGGCAAAAACAAAAGACGGAUUAAUGGAUGACGUACCGAUACAAAGGAAUGGUGUGCGACAGCCCUACUAUCGGUCUGUAGACAUGAACACAGAGGGCGGAGAGUUCAUUAUAGAAACUACAACGCCACAGAUUAAAAUUCUCAAACAUGCAUCGGUGAAUACAGAUUUGAAGUACACUGACAUACCAGAUUUGAAUGACGAUUGUAAACUUAUGACGCACGAAAUAGAGAAGCUUAUUGAUAUGCCGAGAGACAAAUGUGAUAAAAACACUUUAUUAGCCAAAAUGCAAACUUUAAACGAGUAUAUGUGCAAAUUUGCCAAUUCGUCGAAUACUCUUAAGAAUGUUUUGAAUAAAGAGCUAGUGCAGAAGAAGAGUUUGAAUAGGAGCAAUGAGUCGUUCAUCAGCUUUGGAUUAGGGGACCAGACUCCAAGAUCCUGGAAACAGACGAAUAGCGAGGGAGUUGUAAGGAUACCUAGAAAGACCAGUCAAAAAAGGAACAGUAAAUCGAAGUUGUCCGCCGAAAGUUUUUACUUUUAGAUACAAAAUGUUUUGUAUAUAAUAUUGUUUGUAUAGCUUUGAAUAAAGUAUUGUAAUUUAUGAA